This is a messenger RNA of Aphanomyces invadans, 2617 nucleotides long. RefSeq names its product methylenetetrahydrofolate reductase, variant 12. Lineage: Eukaryota; Oomycota; Saprolegniomycetes; Saprolegniales; Verrucalvaceae. The transcript is spliced from 7 exons. The coding region runs from base 19 to 1479 and encodes 486 amino acids. The record is from RefSeq and is a predicted model, not a curated record. Gene Ontology annotation, molecular function: methylenetetrahydrofolate reductase [NAD(P)H] activity; FAD binding. Gene Ontology annotation, biological process: tetrahydrofolate interconversion. Gene Ontology annotation, cellular component: cytosol.
CGGAAGGACGAGAGCAACAUGGGAAAGAUCAUCGAUCGAUUGAUGGAGCUCGAGAAGACGGGCUCGCCAAGCGUCAGCUUUGAGUUCUUCCCUGCGAAAACGGAAGAUGGUGUGUUCAACCUGCUGAAUCGCGUGGAGGAAAUGGGGUUCCAGCUUCAGCCAACCUUUGUCACUCUCACGUGGCGCAGCGCAUUCAAAGACGAAAAGUUGUGGCUUAAAAUUGGGUCGCACAUUCAAAAUGAAUUCAAGAUCGACGUGUUGAUGCACUUGACGUGCCAUUUGCCGCGUGACCAAUUGCGAGAAAUCCUUAAGAACGUCCGGGCCGCUGGGAUCCGAAACAUCUUGGCCCUGCGUGGCGACCCGCCCAUCGGGUCGGAACGAUGGAAGCCUGUGCCUGGCGGAUUCCACAACGCGGUGGAGUUGAUUCGGUUCAUUCGCGAAGAACAUGGCGACUGGUUUUGCAUUGCCGCCGCCGGGUACUCCGAAGUCCACUCUGAAGCGUGGAAUAACCCGAACUUGCCGCCGUCGGACCAAGCUCGCCAGUUGGAUAUGAUCCGGUUGAAGGAGAAGCAAGACGCUGGCGCUGACUUCAUCAUAACCCAGUUCUUCUUUGACGUGGACAAAUUGCUCCAAUGGAUUCGCGACUGCCGUCAACUGGGCAUAUCGAUCCCGAUUUUGCCGGGGUACUUGCCCAUUCAAACGCACAACUCGUUCCUCAAGUUUACCAACUGGUGCAAAACGAGCGUGCCGCCACAAGUCCAAGAGGCCCUCGUGUCGAUCAAGAACGAUGAUGCGGCCGUCAAAAAGUACGGGAUCCAACUGGCCGUGGACACAUGCAAAAAGCUCAUCGCCAACAAGUUGUCUCUGCAUUUCUACACCAUGAACUUGGCGAGAACUGUGCGCGCGGUGCUCGAAGGACUGCACUUGAUCGAGCGCGAGCGCGGGUUGCCUUGGGGAGCUCCCAUCAUGCGCAACAAAGACGGGUCGUUGGAGAAGAGCAUCGAACAAGUGCGCCCGAUCUUUUGGUCGAACCGUGCGUCGAGUUACAUUGCGCGCACGUCCGAAUGGGACGACUUUCCCAACGGACGGUGGGGAGACCGCACGAGCCCGGCCUAUGGUGAAUUAUCGGAAUACUAUUUGGCGUACAAACGCCCCAAGGUCGCGCGCGACCAGCUGUGGGGUCGCCCACAAACCGAAGAGGAUGUGUGGAACGUAUUUGUCAAGUUCAUUGAAGGCAGCGUGAAGCAGUUGCCAUGGUGCGAACAAGGUUUGUCGGGAGAAAGCACCAUCAUCCGCGAAAACUUGCGCUGGAUCAACUCGAUGGGGUUCUUGACCAUCAACAGUCAACCUCGCAUCAACGGUGCGCCGUCCGAGGACCCGAGCGUCGGCUGGGGCGGCAAAGACGGGUUUGUCUUCCAAAAGGCCUACGUCGAAUUCUUCGUCCCUCCGCGCCUCAUGCAGCGCUUGGUGGUAUGUUGAUGCAAUCCACUUUGCUCAUGAUGGUGCUAACGUCAUGUGCAGGUGGCCCUGGCAGACUACCCGAACCUGUCGUACCAUGCUUUUAGCGCCAACGGUAUACAACUAGUGCAGCGCAGUUGCGUGGCUUGACAGUGUGUGUUGUGGAUUAGGAACGGAAUACACCAACUCUCCUGGACCCAGUGUGACGGCUGUCACGUGGGGGGUGUUUCCUGGCAAAGAAAUCAUCCAAGUAAAACAGACAUACACGACUUGGUGUGGCUCAUUUGCACGAUAGCCGACAGUUGUUGACACGGCCAGUUUUGCCGCAUGGAAGGACGAAGCGUUCGAGCUAUGGCUGAGUCAGGUAUGAAUCGAGUUGUGUUUGUGGACGCAGGGACUGCACCCGUUCUUGUGUGCAGUGGGCGUCUGCGUAUGAACCAGAGACGGUGUCGCAUCAAUUGAUCAAGGUACCGUCGAUCGCAUUUGCGUCCUUCUCCGCCUUCCUCGAAACGAUGAUGCCGUUCGAUGGUGUAGCGCAUAUACGACAGCUACGUCCUCGUGAACGUCGUGGACAACGAUUACACGAAUGAGGACAGCGACAUCUUCAAGAUCUUCGCCCAAGUCAUCACGGAAAGCAUGACGAAGGACGACUUGCGUCAACGUGUACUCGAGCUCGAAGGCAAGAACGAAAAGCUGCACGAAACGGUGGCCAAGUUGAAAAUCAUCCAGGUGCGCAGUCCACGCCUCGUGGCGGAACUUGUGACGAUUCUUUUUCCCAUGUAGGCCGAGGCCAACCGUGAAUUGAAAGACUUGCAUGGAGACCUGUCGUCGUCGCGCGAAGAGAAUAGCCGUCUCAAGGCCCAACUGCGCGACCUUCGCUCGCGGUUGGCGAUGGCCGAACUGUAAACAGGCGCAACGUUAUCUAGUGGUCUCGCCUUGUCGUUGACCGUGCUCCAUGCUGACCGCGCUCUCUGGACAAAUAAUUGCUAACAUGACCACGAUUUCUUGCGUCGCUUCCGUCCGUCCGACAAGUGCUUGCAUGGAGAUUUCCACUUCACCCGCCCUGGUUCAACUGCAUUAUGUCGUCACGCAGGUCCAUGCCAACCGCAGCUCGUUUGGCGCCUGCAUUAGCACGAUACAAUACUGGUGCCGCCGCGAA